This is a messenger RNA of Rotaria sp. Silwood2, 2148 nucleotides long. Lineage: Eukaryota; Metazoa; Rotifera; Eurotatoria; Philodinida; Philodinidae. The record is from the annotation of a GenBank genome assembly.
AUGUUAAAUAGACAUUUAGGAGAACAACUAUGUCAACUGCAACAACAAUGGAUAUAUUUAAAGAAUUUAUAUGAAAAUGAUAUUAAACAAUUGAAACAUUUAAUUAAUGAUGUUUGUUAUGGUCGAAGUGAUAUUUCUAUUAUUGACAAAACAAUUUCUCUGGAAAAACAAAACGAUUUUGAUGAUAAAUUUAAUAAAGUAACUAAAAAUCUGAAUGAUUUAAAAGAAAAAGGAAAAUUGAUCAUGGAUUUAAAAGAAAAAAAAAUUCAAUAUUUCGAUGUUGUCGAAUAUGGUAUUGAUCAAACAGAUAAUAAAAUGACAAUCGAACAAAAAUUAGUUUUCGAUAAUGAAGAAAAUCGAAUUCUCUGCUCUAAUGAUCAUUUAAUCAAAAUCAAUACGAAACAGUUCCAGACAUUAUUGGAUAAUUUGUGUGAACAAAGGGGAAAACAUCCUGAAAUAUGUCUUAUUUAUGCUGAUUUUUCAUACUCUUCUUUUGAACUGAAAGAUAUGAUGAUAUUAUCAUCAAACAGACGCUCUGAUGAGAACAAGAAAUCAAAGAAAGAAGAAACGUUAUCAUCAAGUUCUAACAUUAUCAAUAUUCUUCUUCUUGGUGAAACUGGAGUUGGCAAAUCGACUUUCAUCAAUGCUUUCGCCAAUUAUCUUACAUUCAACACACUGGAAAAGGCUCAAACAAGUCAACCAAUGGUACUUAUGCCUGUUUCAUUUCUUACCACUGUUGGUGAUAAUUUUGAAGAACAUACAGUCAAAUUUGGUGAUGUAGAUAGCCUAAACAAUGAAGUUUUCGAUCGUCCUGGUCAAUCUGUUACACAACGUUGUAAAUCUUAUGUAUUUAAUCUAAAUGAUUCUGAUCGAAAAAAACUUCGUAUUAUUGAUACACCUGGUUUUGGUGAUACACGAGGUAUUGAACAAGAUGAUCGUAAUAUGGAACAUAUUUUAGAAUAUCUGAGCAAUUUUACUCAUUUAAAUGCCAUAUGUUUUCUUCUUAAACCAAAUUCAUCAAGACUGAACAUAUUUUUUCGAUCAUGUCUUACUCAAUUAUUCUCUCUUCUAGAUCGAAAUGCUCUUAAUAAUAUUAUAUUUUGUUUUACUAGUGCUCGAUCGACAUUUUAUACACCUGGAGAUACUGCACCAUUAGUUAAAAAGAUGCUCAGUUCUCUCUCAAUUGGUGAUGUUCCAUUCAAAAAAGAAAAUACAUUUUGUUUUGAUAAUGAAUCGUUUCGUUAUUUGGUUGCUCUACAAAAUAGAAUUAAGUUCAAUGAUGAUGAAAAACAUGAAUAUGGAAUGAGUUGGUCAACUUCAGUAACUCAAUCAAAACGUCUUAUUGAUUAUAUUCGUAAAAGCGUCGUUGUUUAUCAUAUAGAAGGUAACUUACAAUCAAUGAAAUAUGUUCAAUUUGAAAUUAUUCAUAUGAUUCGUCCAAUCUUGGAAACAAUGAGAAAUUAUCUUCGAAAUCUUAUUCUUAGUACACAGGAUUCUGUAAAUGUUUCACUGGAAUUGUAUCCAAAAGUUAUUUCUUUUCCAGCUACUAUCUGUAUUUCAUGUGUACCUUAUUCAUUAUUAGUUGGACAGUUUUGGAUUGCAAAAAUUAUUCCACAUAAAAUUCAAAAUAAUCAUUGUACUUGUGAAUGUUCUCUUGAUCAACAUAUUUCAAUUGAUUACAAACUCGAAUAUAAAUUGUCAAAAAAAUCGUUUAAGUAUAAUCAAGAUAAAAUAAGUGAUAUGUUAUGCGAACUUUGUCAUGCAAGUGCAGAACUUUCUUAUUUUCUUAUACAUUCAACUGGUUUCUCAAAGACUGAUCCAUUUUCCAUUGGCUUUGUUCAAAUGAUAAGCGAAGAAAAUUACCUAUGUGACAAUCAGAAUCCCAAUCAUUUGAAUUUGCAAUUGAUCGACAAUUUGAAAGACCUAAGUAUAGAAUACGAGAAAUACUUGAAUGAAUUUGAGCGUAAACAAACUCAAAUGAACUUAUCAGAGAUUUAUAAUUUAAUCAAGACAAUCCGGGAGUAUCCAAUGAUGUGUGAGCAAAUGAAUACUGUCAACGAAGGACGAAAGAUAACGAUGAAACUGUAUGAAUGUGAAGUUUCGAAAAAAUCUACGGAAUUCGAUGAUACCUUGAGCGUCUUUAUGUAA